Molecule: messenger RNA, 1122 nt
Organism: Stylonychia lemnae
Lineage: Eukaryota; Ciliophora; Spirotrichea; Sporadotrichida; Oxytrichidae
Source: the annotation of a GenBank genome assembly
AUGUUCACUUCUGAUAUUUUAAGAAAAAUUUACCAAAUCAGAAAAGAUCCAUAGCUUCCUAGUAGUCCAAAAAGUGGACUUUUUGAAAGUAUUAAAAAAGCCUUUUCAAUUCGUGAUCAUCAUUAACAGGAGGUACAAAAAAGAGCAAGUGUGAAAGAUCAAUUAGACUUUGAUAGCAUUUAAACUAUUCACUUACCAGCACUACAAAGAAGAAGAUAGAAGCAGUAGCUCGGUCAUGAUGAUAUUGACGAUGUACUAUUAGCAUUUAUUCAUAGAGCUAGUUUUACUUAUGGAUUAAAGAGGAUGAUUGAGUAUGUCGUCAAAUGUAUUUGUCUUAAAAAAUCAUAAAAAUUGAGAAAAGAUCCUUAGGGAAAAGUUCAUUAUUUAUAUAAGAAAGGAGAAAAAAAAUUAAAGGGUGAGCUAGAUGUAAUUUAGCUUUUGAAAUCCUUAAGGAAAUUUAAACUCUUGUAAUAAGCAAUGCUGCCUUAAAAAAGUAGAAUGCUUUUGUAAUAUCAGAGAUUUAAUUUAAUUGAAACUGAAUCCUCAUCAUCUGAUUCAGAUGAUGAAAAGAUGCAAACUGUGCAAUUAAUGGAAAACAAAAAUCCUCUUAUAAGACUUGUGAUGUAUGGUAAAGUCACUAAGAUGAUAUCUUAGUUUAAGGAUUAAAAGCUUGAACCUCUUGAGUUAAAUCUUUUUAGAGGAGUAUUUCAGAGAAGAUUAAAAGAUUUUUCAGAUGAACUCAAUGAGAUUAAAGAAAAUAAAAUUCUAAUCAAAAGAAUGCAAACUCAAAUUACUAGUUUCUUCCAACCUUAAAGUGGCUGUGAUUUUGAGGAAGAAGCUUAUGAUUUGGCCUAUGAAUAUGGAUUGAAUAAAAAUGACUCCAAGCUAUUCAAUGAUUCAAAUAUUAGUGCUACUGAAGACCAUUUAAGACACUAAAUUAGCAUUAGAAAUGUAGAUGAAGAGAGAAUAGGUUAAAGUAUUACUUUCUCUUAAGGCUCAAAUAAACUCUAGGUCAUUUAACCCAAGAAAUAAAAAUCUGGGAAAAGUCUUAAACGAAUUAAAGGUAAAAUGAAAGUUAUUUAAAGUGAUAUUGAUUAGGAAUCUUAAUCUCAGAUUCCUUGA